AUGUCAAAGAUUGAAGAGAUCGACACAUAUGUUAAAGCAUACCUAUAUGAUAUUGGCUAUCAUAGAUGGUCUCGGGUGAGGGCUUUAACAGAUUACAUCCAUGCUAUGAUAGAUGGUGUGAAGUGCUUCAUUGUUUUCCUUCAAAACAAGAGAUGUAGUUGUGGACAAUUCCAGCUUGAUGAACUUCCUUGUGUACAUGCUUUGGCGACUUUGAGGCACAGGAACGAGUCUUAUGAAAACUAUUGUUCUCCUUAUUACACGAGAGAGAGCCUUCUGCAGACUUAUGAAAUACCAAUAGACCUGCUGCCUGACGAAAGCAAAUGGAAUAUGCCACAACAUAUAGCUGAAGAAGUUGUAAAGCCACCUACCGAGAAAAGGCAGCCAGGGAGACCUCAAAAACAAAGAUACAAACCAUAUGAUAAAGUAAAUGCAAAGAAGUACAAGAUUUCAUGUGAAUUAUAG
Messenger RNA from Nicotiana tabacum (common tobacco), 462 nucleotides. RefSeq lists its product as uncharacterized. Lineage: Eukaryota; Viridiplantae; Streptophyta; Magnoliopsida; Solanales; Solanaceae. Gene Ontology annotation, molecular function: zinc ion binding. The record is from RefSeq and is a predicted model, not a curated record.